AUGCCAGCGGCUAGUACAGAGUCCCAAGAGAAACUAUUUCACAGAACGCCAUCCAGUCCAUUAUUGAUCACUGUAUCCAAUUUCGAGAAAGUUGAAGUUGACCACAUUAGCCGAUCAAAUCCAGAGAUUUCUCAGAUAUCCGCCAGUAAGUACGAAGCUGCUCUUCAGAACCUCUGCUCUGAUGACCGUUGGCAGAAAGAUAUUGCUUUAGGCAAGAGAGUAGGAUUCUAUAGAAUUCAUGGAGAGCUGGGUUCUGGAAAUUUUUCCAAAGUGAAAGUGGCUUCUCAUUGUCUAACUAAACAAAAAGUAGCUGCUAAGAUCAUAGAUAAGUCCAGAUUAGACAUCAAGACACAACGUAUGCUAGCACGUGAGAUUAAGAGCAUGGAAAGCCUUCAUCAUCCUCACAUCAUCCGUUUGUAUGAAGUGAUAGAAGCAUUAUCGAAAGUGUACCUCAUCAUGGAGUAUGCCAGUGGAGGCGAACUCUUCCAUUGCAUCACUUCAGAAGGUCGGCUUCCCGAACAUAAAGCUAAACAUUUGAUGGCUCAGGUCGUAUCUGCUGUCAAUCAUAUGCAUCAAAACAACAUCAUUCACCGUGAUAUUAAAGCAGAGAACGUCUUCUUCGCUGGACCGAAUGUUGUGAAAGUCGGUGAUUUCGGCUUCAGUACACAAGUUGAAAAUGUGUUUAACCCCCUGACAACAUUCUGUGGUUCUCCCCCUUAUGCCGCCCCUGAACUCUUUAAAGACACAAGCUAUAUUGGGCCUUGUGUAGAUAUUUGGGCCUUAGGAGUUCUAUUAUAUUUUAUGGUCACAGCUUCUAUGCCUUUUCAGGCACAAACUGUGGUGUUUCUUAAAAAUCUUAUUAUUGAAGGUAAAUUUAAGAUACCAUCUUACGUUUCCAAAAAUUGCAGUGUUCUCAUUAGGGGGAUUCUCCAACAAAACCUAAAGCAUAGGUUUAAUAUGAAAGACAUUAUGUUAUCAGAAUGGCUGUUUAAUCAGAAUUUUCCUGACGAACUAGAGAGAUAUAUAAUGUACCCAAGCUUUGAAAGUAGCUCUCGUUUGACAGAAGAAGAGCGGGAAACGCGACACCAGCUACGAAACCUGGGGAUAACAGAUGAAAUGUUGCAGGACUGUGCGAGUAGAGGGCCACGCAGUAACAUCACUGGGACUUUUAGAAUUGUGCUGUAUAACUUACAGACAAAUCCGCUAGAGGACACCUCGAAUGAUAGUGCGCCCGGAACAUCUCUAGCUGAAAGGAUUCUAGACCAAGAAUUCAAUGAGAAAGGUACACGAAAAGCCAACGAAGGAGCUAAACCUCCAAAUAAAAUAUCAAGAAUGUGUAUUUUGCUGUGA
Messenger RNA from Limulus polyphemus (Atlantic horseshoe crab), 1350 nucleotides. RefSeq names its product serine/threonine-protein kinase NIM1-like. Gene Ontology annotation, cellular component: cytoplasm. Gene Ontology annotation, molecular function: tau-protein kinase activity; ATP binding; protein serine/threonine kinase activity. The transcript is spliced from 3 exons. NCBI's taxonomy places the organism in Eukaryota, Metazoa, Arthropoda, Merostomata, Xiphosura, Limulidae. Bases 1 to 1350 code for a protein of 449 amino acids. The record is from RefSeq and is a predicted model, not a curated record. Gene Ontology annotation, biological process: protein phosphorylation; microtubule cytoskeleton organization; intracellular signal transduction.